Enterobius vermicularis (human pinworm) is the source of this 1782-nucleotide messenger RNA. Lineage: Eukaryota; Metazoa; Nematoda; Chromadorea; Rhabditida; Oxyuridae. The record is from the annotation of a GenBank genome assembly.
AUGGGACUGGGACAGAGUGAGGACGUAGCAGUCGCCGUCUCAAAUAUUGACACUGUGGAGCGCUGUGCGUCAAAUCCGGAGGCUGUCGCCAGCGAGGAAGGCCCUCCGGUUAAAAAGGCGAGAAUGCAGGCGGGUCUGCAACAAGAAUCGACAUUAAAGGAUGCCUUGCAGACACCAAAAACUUCAACUUGCCGAUCACCGGCAGUCGAUCAUAAUAACCAUUUAACUGUUUCGUUAUCACCGCGUUGUCUUACACAAAUACAGAUCAAUACAAUACGUAUUAUAGGACAGUACUUGAAAAACUUGGGUCUGCAGGAAACGGUUGCUACACUGUUUACUGAAAGCGGUUGUCGUUUGGAAGAUUCUUUGGCAGUGAGACUUAGAGAGUGUAUUUUAAACGGAGACUGGGAUUUGUCUCUACAUUUACUUAAUAAAAUGUCGUCGUUCGUGCCGCAAGUUAAUCUUGAACGUAUACGUUGCAAAUUUCUUGAGGAGAAAUAUGUGGAAUUACUAGCCAAUAAUCGGACUGUUGAAGCGCUACGUUUGUUAACAGUCGAUUUCCCUGCAGAUAUGGCUUUGAUGGAACGGCGCAAUUUCUUAGCUACAUUACUUUAUGCUGAUCCAAAAACUUGUGAUCUGUACGAAAAAACAGGAACUCAUAGGACUAGACAGGAUCGUGGUGAUUUAGUUGCAGAAGUGCAGCAGCUUCUUCCCACAUCUGUUAUGCUACCUCCAAAUAGGCUUGAGCAACUACUUAAACAAGCUUGGAAGACACAGUCGCAGGAUUGUUAUUUACACUUGGCUGAACCUCGUUUGACACCUGAUUUUGUGCUGGAGGACCAUCAGUGCAGUUGGGAGGACUUUCCUCUUUGUCCGACACAGGUUCUGAACAAUCAUCAAGAUGAAGUUUGGUGUGCUUCUUUUUCCCCAUGUGGUAAAUAUCUCGCUACUGGAGCGAAAAAUGGGCCUACUCUUGUUUGGAAGGUCGUGAGCCAGUGUUUGUUGGAACCGUAUAAGUCGUUUGGAGGUCAUCAGAACAGUGCUGUGUUAUCGUGGAGUGAGGAUUCGAUCAUGUUAGCAGUUGCUGCGGCGGAUGAACCUGAUACUGACAUUUUCGUAUAUGAUGUGCAUAAUGGUACUGUCUUUUGCACCAUUGAUAACAGAACUAGCGACACUACAGUUUUAGCAUUUUUUCCUGGCUGUCGACCUUACCGACUUGUAUGUGCGGACCAAAAAGGGCAUUUUUGUCAAUACAUUCUUUCACAAGACUUACACAAAAUCAGUGGGAGGUUUGAAGGUUAUAGAAUACGCGCGUUGCAUUGUUGCAAAGACGGAACCGUACUAGCUGCGGAUACCCAUAACAGGAUCCGGAAAUAUUGCUUUGCUACGGAGACCGAAGAGAAUUUCAUCACCGAACAAAGUCAGAUAAUAACAUUCGCAGUGGACAAGAAGGAGCGCUAUCUAUUAGUCGAUACGAAAUUGCAUGGUUUACGGCUAUGGGAUUUGAAAACCGCUACUUUACUCAGGGCAUUCGCUGACGCAUCACACCAAGACCUCAUUGUACAUUCAUCAUUUGGUGGAAGCAACCAAAAUUAUAUUGCAACGGGUUGUAACGAAGAAGUACGUAUUUGGAAUCAUAAGUCGGAUCGUUUAAUUGCUUCUCUUUCUGGCCACACUGGUAAAGUUAAUGCUGUUAUUUGGAAUCCUGUGAAUCCUCACAUGCUGGUGUCUUGUUCAGAUGACAAUACCGUCAGAGUGUGGACUUCAAAUAAGCGUUCCUGA